Seminavis robusta is the source of this 1278-nucleotide messenger RNA. NCBI's taxonomy places the organism in Eukaryota, Bacillariophyta, Bacillariophyceae, Naviculales, Naviculaceae. The record is from the annotation of a GenBank genome assembly.
AAAGCUUUUUAGAGCAAAAUCCAAGCCCCACUGUUCUUGCUGCUACUACAUGUAGUAACUUCGUUCUGCGCAAACCUUUUUUGUUACAAUUAAUUUCUCUCUUACAAUCUAAAAGUACUCGAGUAUUUGUUCAGCAUAAAAAAUCUUUACUAUUAAUAGUAGCAAGCUGAGGAAUAGGUUCGAUCCAUUCAACCCCACUCUAUCUUUGUACAACCUUUGCAAUCUUAUUUGAAGAGAAACGACUCUUUGACCAUGACCUCAUCAGGAGACAGCAUCAUAUAUGCGGGUAAGUGGACCAACGAAGAAGCAGAUUAUGUGGAUUGCUUGAUUAAAAACUUUGAAAAGGGCAACCUAGAGUUGCCUGAAGGAGCAACCUUGAGGAAAUACCUUGCCAAGAUGAUAGGCUGUCGUGUGAAGCGCAUCUCCAAGCGAUACGAGAGCUCAGGAUAUAAUGGCAGGCAGAAGUAUUCAAGAAACCACGAUGUGGACCCAGUCGAUUCCGCAAGAAUGACCAAGGAGCUAAAACACCUCCGUGUGACCUUCUUGGAGAGCCGCAAAACGAUCCUCAGGUUCAAUAACCGGACCAGGAGCACUGCAAGUCAAGCGGUUGCUGCUGCCCGUAACCAGAGGCUUGGCCAAAAUACUCCCAGCCAUCCUUUCAAUGGAGUAGAUGGCGUGAGUCAUGGUCGCACGAUCCAUUCCACCCUCCUUUCUGCGUCCUCUGUUUUGCCCAUUCCAAGUGGACAACCAGCUAUUCCCAAUGAGGUCCUCCUUCUGCUCAGGGGAAUCCGAUUGGCACCCAGCCUCCCAAACAACCUCCAGCAACUCAGGACCUCGUCGUCCUUGGGAGUGUCCAGCUCAACCACCCCCAGUUUCUUGACACCUACCUCAGCAGCAACCGCUGCUACCACUACAUCUUCUGUGUCCCACAUGUCGGGGCAUCUGGAGAUGCAGCUUGCCCUGGUGCAGAGGAGAUUGCAAGGAGAGGUCGCCGCAGCCCAGCAGCAGCAUCUCAGGCGAGAGUUGGUCCGUUCGAUCCUCUGUGCUGUUGCCACGUCCACGGGAAGCGGUGCCGGUGCUGCGAUGGGCCACAACCCGUAGGUGACACAAACCCCAUGGUUAUCAAACGGUUCCGUAGUCUUGGAGGGAAAGACAAGGGAAGAACAGAGAAGAAGUUGAAGCCAGCCCAUUGAACGGGCAGCCAUGAGGCUACAACCAGAACCAAGUAUUGCAUACUUAUACACAAACGUACAUAAACAGAAAGGCAAAUAUUGACAG